Meira miltonrushii is the source of this 411-nucleotide messenger RNA. RefSeq lists its product as uncharacterized. The record is from RefSeq and is a predicted model, not a curated record. Bases 1 to 411 code for a protein of 136 amino acids. The transcript has a single exon. NCBI's taxonomy places the organism in Eukaryota, Fungi, Basidiomycota, Exobasidiomycetes, Exobasidiales, Brachybasidiaceae.
AUGCAAAUCAAAGUGAUCGCUUUUAUUUUUAUCUUAAGCCUCUUCAAUGCUUUAAUGGAACAAAUCUUGGCAACACCUGUUCCGACUGGUAGUCGCAAUAGUUCUCCUACACGUCGUCCUAGCACACCGAUCCAUCCAAGUGGUGUUUCAUCAACUGGUCAACAAGAUGCGCGACCUGUAAAGAAUGGACAAUAUCAUCAAUCGCGUGCACAAGUUGCAAAGAAUGAUGUUAAAGCUGCUGCAGGUUGGACAAAAGAAGCUGCAAGAAGUACAAGGGAAUCUAUUGCUCAAGGUAAACAUUCUGAUGCUGUAUCUUCAGCAUUCUGGACGUGCGUUGCAGGAGCAGCUUGUGGAGUUCGCAGUAUCGGAUAUGGUAUUCACAAAGCCAAAGCGAAGAGUACUCCCCAAUAG